This is a messenger RNA of Exophiala dermatitidis NIH/UT8656, 1239 nucleotides long. RefSeq lists its product as uncharacterized. Gene Ontology annotation, molecular function: RNA binding; protein binding. The record is from RefSeq and is a predicted model, not a curated record. Gene Ontology annotation, biological process: poly(A)+ mRNA export from nucleus. The transcript has a single exon. Lineage: Eukaryota; Fungi; Ascomycota; Eurotiomycetes; Chaetothyriales; Herpotrichiellaceae. Gene Ontology annotation, cellular component: nucleus. The coding region runs from base 1 to 1239 and encodes 412 amino acids.
AUGGCUCCCUACUCGAGCACCACUGAAGUGGCCGUCAAAGGAUGGACCACGAGCAAACUGUCAAACAAGCCCGACCAAGGCCUCGAAGCCUUGAUUGGCUUCCUCGAAAAGAAAUCUGGCCGCGAGAUCAUCUCUCAUCGCUUGGCCGGCCGGACUGUGCUCCUCAUCACAGUCUACACACACGAGAAAUCUCGUUACCUCCAUCUGAACGGCUUCACGUUCGCCGGAGCGACGCUGGUCGUCGAAGACGCCAGACCUCCGCGCAAUCAACAAACUCAGUCUCACAAUCAACCUCAUAAUGCCCCUCUUGAAGGGCGAAUCUCGCAACCAACAAGAAACGGCUUCCAGAAUGGCGGUGCAGUACAGCCCCCUACUGGGCCUCGCAACCAGAAUACUCGCCGCGGCAACAACCCAAGGGAUUUGUUGACGUCUGAGAUCGAGAACAUCAUCAUCUCCGUCAUCCACAAACGUUACCAUCCCGGUGACAAACAUCUCAUCCUGAACGCGCUGGUCGCUGACCCGGAACUCUUGAGUUCCGGCCUUUCCACGCUCGAUGCACCCAAAGUGUACCGAGCCAUCUUUACCAUCUGCGAAACCAAGAUCUGGGAAACUGAACCCAAACGAACUGAUGCCGUCACGAGCGUAAGCUUACGAGACAAUGGCAUCGCCACUGUACGAGACAUCAUCUCUCUUGCCAGUGUCUUUCCUCAUGUCCACAACCUGGACCUUGCAAACAACAACCUCGAAGACCUCGGUGCUCUCAAGUUCUGGAAGAACCAGUUCCGGGAGCUCGAGCACCUCAUUCUCACCGGCAAUCCGGUUGCUUUGAAACCAGACACGCUACAGACGCUUGUCAAAUGGUACCCCAACUUGAAAAUGUACAACAAUGAACCGGUUCAACAGGCCUUGAACCAGGCCCCGCAACAACAAGGUCCAUCUUUUGGUGGAUCGCCAACUCAACCACAAACCACCGGAGCCACCGCAGCUCCCGUUCAACCGGUCGUUCACCCUGAACUGCCACCUGGCUCGACUUUCGGAGUCGCCACGCCAGACAAGGCCGCUGAUGUUCUGCUCAAAGAACAAAUGGGCCUUCAAUUCAGCUUCGAGACCCGCCUCAAAUUACAAUGGGUCGAAAACUGCCUCUCUGCCAACAACUGGGAUUACCCCACGGCAAUGGCAAACUUCAUGCAACUCAAGGAACAAGGUCAGAUACCCGCAGACGCAUUCCUCGCGGUCUGA